Ruditapes philippinarum (Manila clam) is the source of this 1035-nucleotide messenger RNA. RefSeq lists its product as uncharacterized. The record is from RefSeq and is a predicted model, not a curated record. Gene Ontology annotation, molecular function: catalytic activity. The transcript has 8 exons. Lineage: Eukaryota; Metazoa; Mollusca; Bivalvia; Venerida; Veneridae. Bases 13 to 1035 code for a protein of 340 amino acids.
ACAUUCAACACAAUGCUUCAUGAAUCGCGAGAGGACUUGUUUGAGACCAAGGCGUUACGGAAGAGAAAUCUAAUUCAAAAUCUUAAAUCAUCGAAGGCGGACGUAGUUUGUCUUCAAGAGGUAUUCUUUGGUAUAGAUUUAGAGGAUAUUGUUAAGGGUUUGAGGAAGCAGUUUCCCUACUCAUUCAGUGGAUUGCAUGAUGACGUAAACGACUUUCCAUCCCAAGCAAGAGGAAGGCGACGACCACCGUGCGACCAUAGUAAACUCGACAAAUUUCUAACAUGCGCAAGAACAACUAACUGCCUUACUACUCCAUAUAAAGGAGAGUUGAACAAUUGCGUAAAAGUACAUUGUGUGCAAGAGAUUUCUGAGAUAUUCAAGAACGAUGAUUCUGAUUGUUUGAACUGUUUGGCUUCGUCGGUGAACAACAUGCAAAAGUGUUCAUCACCAAGGCCGGUACAAGGUGGUCGGGCGAUAAAUAAAGGAGGUCUUGUACUUUUAUCGAAAAGAAAAUUGAGUGAUGCAACGUUCAAUGCCUAUCACCCUGAGGCAAAAUUGUUUCGGACAAAUGGAUAUAUAAAAGCAGAUAUAGAUGAUGUCGCAACAGCAUUCUGUACAAGUCUUAGUGAUUCAUACGAAUGGUUUCUUGAACUCGACAUGAUAAAGAAUGGUACAUUUUCGUCGUACAGCGAAAUGAACACUCAUCAAACAAAUACUCUAAUCACAAGUGUCCGGGAUACCAAGACUGCAGUCAUUCUUGGUGACUUCAACGCAGGUUUAAGAUACGUGAGUGGACAAUAUACUAAGCAGGCCGAGAACUACUUGCGUUUUUUAAAACGUUUUCCAACAAUGCCAGCCAUACAAUACACAUAUCGUAAACAGACACGAUCAUCCUAUAGCUAUGUCAGGGACCAUGUCUUUGUGAAGAACAUGUUAUAUCGUAAAACAGAAAGAGUGUUUCUUCAUGAAGAAGAUGAAAAUGUUCGGAUCAGUGAUCAUGUCGGGGUACAAACGCUCAUCGAGCCACCUUGCUAA